Molecule: messenger RNA, 1572 nt
Organism: Chlorella variabilis
Lineage: Eukaryota; Viridiplantae; Chlorophyta; Trebouxiophyceae; Chlorellales; Chlorellaceae
Exons: 13
Coding region: 1-1572 (523 amino acids)
Biological process (GO): GMP biosynthetic process
Cellular component (GO): cytosol
Molecular function (GO): GMP synthase activity; ATP binding; GMP synthase (glutamine-hydrolyzing) activity
Source: RefSeq, a predicted model, not a curated record
AUGUCAGCUCCCAGCCCAGCCAAGCGGGUCAGGGGCGAGGAUGGGCAGAGCAUCUUCACGCGGCACGCCGUCUGCUGCGUCUUGGACUAUGGCUCUCAGUACACGCAGCUGAUUGCGCGGCGAAUCAGAGACAGCGGCGUGCUGUCUGUGCUCAUGCCCGGCGACGUGACGAUGGAGCGCAUCAAGGGCGCCCAGCCCAAGACCAUCAUCCUUUCAGGCGGGCCCAACUCUGUGCACGUUGAGGGGGCUCCCCGCGUGCCAGACGGCUUCUGGGAGUACUGCGCCGAGAAUGACAUCCCGGUACUGGGCAUCUGCUACGGCAUGCAGCUGAUUGUGCACCAGCUGGGCGGCGAGGUGAAGACGGCGGAUGGAGGGGGCGAGUAUGGCCGCAUGCCGAUGAACGUGGUGCGCGACUCGACCCUCUUCUCCACAGAGGAGCAGGACAGCCAGCUGGUGUGGAUGAGCCACGGAGACGAGGCGGUUAAGCUGCCGGACGGCUUCUCGGUGGUGGCGCGCAGCGAGCAGGGCGCCAUUGUGGCGAUUGAGCACCCCAAGCGCCGCAUCUUUGGGCUGCAGUACCAUCCAGAGGUGGUGCACAGCGAGCGCGGCGCGGAGACCAUCCGCCACUUCCUGUUUGACAUUGCCAAGAUGACCGGGGACUGGAGGAUGGAGGAUGUGCUGGAGGAGGAGAUGGAGAAGAUUCGGCUGCAGGUGGGCCCCACCGACCACGUCAUCUGCGCCCUGUCGGGAGGCGUGGACUCCACCGUGGCGGCAACCCUCGUGCUGGGCGACCGCCUGCACUGCGUGUUUGUGGACAACGGGCUGCUGCGGUACAAGGAGGCGGAGCGGGUGAUGGACACAUUCAACCAGCACCUCCACCUGCCCGUGUGCAAGGUGGACGACGCAGACCGCAUGCUUGGGCGGCUCAAGGGGCUGAGCGACCCAGAGGCCAAGCGGAAAGCAAUCGGUGCCGAGUUCAUCGACGGCACGCUGUAUCCCGAUGUGAUCGAGUCGUGCCCGCCGCCCGGCAAGGGCCAGAAGCACAGCCACACCAUCAAGAGCCACCACAACGUGGGCGGCCUGCCCGAGGACCUGCAGUUCGAGCUGAUCGAGCCGCUGAGGGAGCUGUUCAAGGACGAGGUGCGCUCGCUGGGGCGGCUGCUGGGCGUGCCCGAGCAGUUCAUCUCGCGGCACCCCUUCCCUGGCCCCGGCCUGGCUGUGCGCAUCAUCGGCGACGUGACGGAGGGCGACCGGCUGGACGUGCUGCGUGAGGUGGAUGAGGUGUUCAUCAACUCCAUCCGCGAGUGGGGGCUGUACGACAAGAUCUGGCAGGCAUUCGCCGUCUUCCUGCCCGUGCGCUCCGUGGGCGUGCAGGGUGACCAGCGCACGCACUCCCACGUGGUGGCGCUGCGGGCGGUGACCAGCAGCGACGGCAUGACGGCGGACUGGUACCCCUUCCAGCCCGACUUCCUGCGCUACGUCUCCACCAAGAUCUGCAACACGGUGCGCAGUGUGAACCGUGUGGUGUAUGACGUGACCUCCAAGCCGCCCGGCACGAUUGAGUGGGAGUGA